AUGAGCUGUAAUGAUGACGAUAUCGAAGUUGUGCAGCGGCCACCAGGAUUGCUGGAGAAAUGCGUUGUUUUACAUGCAACAUCAAUGCAGCGAAUCACAGACCCAUCUGACUGUGAAGAUGGCAAGCAGUAUAUUUUGUGUAUGAAUGCAGAUGAUGCUGUAGAGUUGCAAAAGCAGAGAUUUGGGAAUAGUAGUGCUAGCAGUGUCACUGGUACAUGUGAUACUAACGCGCUGGCUCGCGGCAGCAUUGCGCUAACAGACCAAUUAGAAUCAUUGGAAGAGCUCGAGUAUUAUUUUGACGAAUCUGGUACAUUACGUCACUGUCGCACAAAUCAUGCCGUAUACGAGCUUAUGAGUGACGAACGUCGUGCUGGUGAGCUGGACGAAAUUGUGAAGGCUGCAAUCUUUCACAUACAAAUGGAAAUGCUGGCAGAAUUAUCAUUCAAACAGGCUCGACUGCCAUUAGAUCCAAGACCAGAUGAGCCUAAGGAAGCUCGAGUUAGUAUCUUUCUUACAUCUGAUUGGCGCACAAAUGAGAAUUUACUUGUCGUUGUUAAUGGCGGACGUGGAGCUCAACCUGGAAUCUGGAGUCGCGAUUUAUUAAUUCAAGAAGGUUUGGAACUCGGAUCGAUGUUGCCAGUCAUGCGUCGUGCAACUGCUUGUACCUUUGGUGUUGCUGUGAUCAAUCCAUCUAAAAACAACGUGACUAUUGGAAAUGAUACAUUUCCAAUUCGAGGCAAUGCGACACCAGAUGAACAUAUGCUGUACGUGUGGGAUCAUAUUAUUGCUCGUGCAAAAGCACGCAAUGUGUACGUUCUAGCCUAUUCAUUUGGGGCCAAGUCUAUUGUAACACUCAUUCAGAAACGAGAAGAACAAGUCGUUAAGCGCAUAAAUGCACUCGUGUUUGCGGAAGGUGCAUACCGUUUAGACAUGUCCACGACCUCUCCGAGUGUAGCUCAAUUUUUAAAGCGACGUGCUAUUAACUUUAAAGGUGAUUCUCAAGUUGCUGUCGGUGGACAUAUUCCUGCAGAAGAAGAAAAACUUUCUUGUAUUUGUUUAUCUGUGGGAGAUCUCACGGUAUCUGCAGACGGUAAAGCGUCACCAGCUGCAACUCCAACCUCUGCGCUUUCCAAACGCGGUAGCAGCAACAAAGCACGUACGAUCAGCCUCUCACUGGAAACAACGUUUACGUAUUUUGUGGCUGCGCGUGAUCGGGGCUGUAGCGCCGCCGAAUUUAUCUCUGAGUCAGAAGCCAAAACACGCACAUGGCUUGGAAAUCCUUGGGUAUCAAUGCGAGCGAGUCGCCUCAUCAUCGGAAAACAGCUCGUCGCUCUUCCUUAG
Molecule: messenger RNA, 1341 nt
Organism: Plasmopara halstedii
Lineage: Eukaryota; Oomycota; Peronosporomycetes; Peronosporales; Peronosporaceae
Product: agc akt protein kinase
Exons: 3
Coding region: 1-1341 (446 amino acids)
Biological process (GO): regulatory ncRNA-mediated heterochromatin formation
Cellular component (GO): nucleus
Molecular function (GO): siRNA binding
Source: RefSeq, a predicted model, not a curated record